Molecule: messenger RNA, 1455 nt
Organism: Chanos chanos (milkfish)
Lineage: Eukaryota; Metazoa; Chordata; Actinopteri; Gonorynchiformes; Chanidae
Gene: mettl21a
Product: methyltransferase 21A, HSPA lysine
Exons: 3
Coding region: 345-1010 (221 amino acids)
Cellular component (GO): cytosol; protein-containing complex
Source: RefSeq, a predicted model, not a curated record
AAACCCACCUGUUUGAGUAAUGUGUUUUAUAGUCCAUUCCUGCAAUACUGCAUAUGAAAAUGUGAUAGCAGUGUAGUGCCUUGGUUAGUGUGUGAAACGGUGGUUUGUCCAGUCAUCAACCAGGUUAAAUUGUUUGCUGCUGGAUGUGUGUAAAAAGUAAAUGAACUGUCGGCUAUCUGUGAUAAAACGGCUGGUGUGACAUCUUGGCUGACAAAAUCGCUGUCCAGUUAGCACGUGUGAUGUAUUAGUUGCUCUUUGCCGUUAGAGUGUCAGCACAGGGAGUGUAGAUUGUAGAUUUUCUCAUCAGUGAGACUGUAGAUUCAUCCACAGAGUUAUCAGUCAGUAUGGCCCUGGUUCCAUACGAGGAGAAUUUAGUGCCUGCGCUCUCUAAACUACACAACACAUCCGCCGAGUUUUAUUUCGCCAACCACCGACUGCGACUAACUCAGGACUGGAACCGACUGGGGGUGGCUGCUGUGGUGUGGGAUGCAGCUGUGGUGUUGUGCAUGUACCUCGAGCUGGGUCACAUUGACUUGAAAGGAAAGACUGCAGUUGAGCUGGGUGCAGGAACAGGACUCGUAGGGAUUGUGGCUGCCCUCCUGGGUGAGAAUUUAUCGAAUGUGACAGUCACUGACCGCAAGCCCGCUUUGGAGUUUCUGACUGAAAAUGUACGAAGCAACAUUCCGCCUGACCAGCAGAGGGCAGUGCAAGUGUCUGAACUGUCCUGGGGGGAGGACCUGGAACGCUAUCCGUCUGGUGGCUUUGACCUCAUCCUGGGGGCAGAUAUUGUGUAUUUGGAAGAGACAUUCUCUGCCCUGCUGCGUACCUUGGAGUACCUCAGCUCGGACAGCACGGUGGUUCUGCUGUCUUGUCGAAUUCGUUAUGAACGAGAUGAACAGUUUCUGAGCCUGCUGAAGAAGACGUUCAGAGUGCAAGAAGUUCACUAUGACUCACAGAGGGAUGUACACAUCUAUACAGCUGUGAAGGGUCAAACCAGGACAGACCUGUGACUAUUAGACAGCUAUUUGACUGAGACCUUGACCUCAGAGCACAUAGCCCUACAAGGCAGAAAUGAUAGAGAUUAGCAGAGAAAAGCCAAAGACUACUGGGGGGAAAAAGGGUGUGGCAUUUAAGUUCAUUAGGUGAUCCAAAGCGCAUGUCGUGAUUGGAUGAUAAAAGGAACCAUGGGCGGGGCUAACAGAAAUAAGUGAAAUUCACCUUAAUGUCAAAUGAAAAAGCAAGAAAUUUUCCGAAGAAUCUUGAGUUUAUUCUGCCUCAGAGAGAAAUAGUAACUUCUGACUUCUUGUGAACAUAUCAUGUGAACGCAAAUGGGGAAAAAAGAAGCUAGCGCAGAAGAGAGCUGCUUUCAGAGAAGGGACGCGCCAGCAGGACUGCGUGACUCCUAGAGCCAGGACUAGUUCAGUUUAGCUGACAUUAUGUGUACCUGUGUAACGU